AUGAUUCUCAUUGUGUGGAAUGUUAGGGGUCUAAAUGAUCCCAGUAAGGUGGCUGAUGUCAGGCAGCUCCUUCAUAGAACUAAAUCUGAGUUAAUUUGUUUGAUGGAAACUAGAGUUAAACAGCAUAAGAGUAGUGGUAUACAGAAGAAGAUCUCUUAUGGCUUAACUUGGGAUAGAGUUGUGGGGGGUAUAAGGGCUAUUGGCCCUAUGUCUCUUCCUUGGAUUUGCACAGGUGAUUUCAAUUCCGUGUUGCAAACUGAUGAUAGAAUUAAUGGGAGUGAGGUCACAGAUUAUGAAGUUAGAGAUUUUAAAGAGUUUGUGGAGGAUAUGAAUUUUAUGGAGAUACAAAGUAAGAGAUCCUAUUUUUCUUGGUCAAAUAAAGCUCAUGUUGAAGCUAGAACUCUUACUAGGAUUGAUACAGGGUUGAUUAAUUUUGAAUGGUUGCUUCAAUUUCCUAAUGUGGAAGCUGUUUAUAUUUCCCCCUCCCUCUCUGAUCAUACUCCUCUUCUUUAUGAGAUUUUCCCUCCUUCUCCACGUAAAGGGAAACCUUUUAGAUUUUUGAACUGUUUGAUUACUCAUCCAGAUUUUAUGAGCUUGGUGCAAGAGGUGUGGAAUAAUGGGGUUCAGGGUAAUCCUAUGAAUAGAAUUUGGAAAAAACUCAAGAAUUUGAAAGUUCAGCUCAAAGAUCUUAAUCUUAACUCUUUUUGCAAUGUUGAUGAGAGAGUUGAUUUAGCUCAGCAGGCUCUGCUUGAUAUUCAAGAUCAAAUGGCUCUUGAUCUUCAUUCCUUUGUUCUGAUGGAGCAGGAAACUACUGCCAUUAACCAGCUUAAGUACUGGAGAUCUGUUCAGGAGAGCAUUUACAGGCAAAAAUCUAAAGUUGAUUGGGUUAAACUUGGGGAUUCUAAUACCAAGUAUAUUUUCUCCAUGGUGAAGCAUAGAAAAUCCUGA
Chenopodium quinoa (quinoa) is the source of this 948-nucleotide messenger RNA. RefSeq lists its product as uncharacterized. The transcript has 2 exons. Bases 1 to 948 code for a protein of 315 amino acids. Lineage: Eukaryota; Viridiplantae; Streptophyta; Magnoliopsida; Caryophyllales; Amaranthaceae. The record is from RefSeq and is a predicted model, not a curated record.